This is a messenger RNA of Didymodactylos carnosus, 1914 nucleotides long. Lineage: Eukaryota; Metazoa; Rotifera; Eurotatoria; Philodinida; Philodinidae. The record is from the annotation of a GenBank genome assembly.
AUGGCUGGAACCUUAUCUUAUCAAGAAUUAGAACAAAUUCAAUCAAAUAUUGGUGGUAUUAUAUCAUUUAAUACAUUUUUUUCAACAACAAUGAGCAGAAAUGUUGCUUUAAUUUAUGCUGGUCAUUUAGACAAUUUCGUUUUAUUUGAAAUAACAACUGAAUGUAACCAUGUAUUAAUACCCUAUAUAAAAUUAAAUAAAAACUUCAGUUUUUCUAACGAUGGAAAUGAAAUAUUAUUUACUGUUGGUACUGUAUUUCAAGUUGAAUCAGUUCAUCGACAAGAAUUAAUAUGGAAUAUAAAAUUAAUAUUAAAUCGUCAAACAUAUAAUCAGACAACAUUUACAUCAUUAAAAACGUAUAUUGAUAAAACAUCAAUUGAAAAUAAUUUCAUAAAAUUUCUUUUACAAACUGAUCCAUAUUCGAUUGAAAAUUAUAAUGAAAUAAAAGCUAUUUUAAAUGAAUUAUCGUCAAAUAGUGUUGAAAUUAUUAGUUUUUAUAUAACAAUUGGAUUAUUACAGCGUCAUUAUAAAUUAGAAUUAGUCUAUUAUCAAAAAGCUAUUACAUUCUUAACUGAUCAUAUUCGUUUAAAAUCGUAUAUUUAUCGAAGUAUUGGUAUCAUAUGUCAUAAUCAAUAUGAUUAUAAAACAGCAUUAGAAUAUUAUUAUAAGGCAAUUAAAUUAAAUUUACAAUCAAAUGAUAUAUCAACAGUCUAUUUAUACAGUAAAAUUGGUGAUAUUUAUGAAUGUGAAUAUAAUUAUCAAUUAUCAUUGGAAAACUAUUUAAAAGCAAUUGAUAUUUGUAAUUCUGAUCAUUAUCAUUUACUAAUAGCUGAUAUUUGUGAAAAGAUUGCUUACAUGUCGAAUGAACAUUUUUCAAAUACUGAUAUGUCAUUAAAUUACUUUAAAAAAUCAGUGAUUAGUCGUCAUCAUUGUCUUACUGCAGAUCAUCCAUCCUUUGGUUUAUUAUAUGAAAAUAUUGCUAAAAAAGUAUUUUUUAUUCAUUCUCGUACGAUUGAAGAAUCUUAUGAGAAAACAGUUGAUCUUGUUACAACAAAUUGUUUAUCAGAAAAUCAUUUUUCAUUAGUUUGGUUAUACGAAAAACUUGGUAAUUUAUAUGAGAAACAAUCAAAAUAUACAAUAGCUGCUAAUUAUUAUCAGAAAGCAAUUAACGCUUGUUUAACAAUGAAUAAUGUUUUAUUGAUAUUUUUAAAUGAAAAAAUUGGUGAUGUCUAUGAAAAAAUGUCUGUAAAUGAUAUGGCUCUUAGACACUACAAAAUAGCAACAGAAAGUGGUAUGAUUUAUUUGUUCAAAAAUCAUUCAUUAUUCAUUCGUUUAUACGAAAAAAUUGCCAUAAUCUAUGAAGAAGUUGAAUGUAAUUAUCCAUUAGCAAUAAAAUUUUAUCUUAAAUUGCACGACGUUAUAGAUGAUAUUAAAAAUCUUCAUUCAGUCUAUGAUCAUUUAUUCCGAUUGCAUAUAAAGAAUAAUGAUUAUCGAAAUAGUUUAGCAUAUCUAGAGAAAAAAUUUGAUCUGGAGAUAAAUUCUACAGAAAUGAUUCAUUCAACUAUAGAAACGUGUAAAUUGAUUAUAACAACUGCAACAACAAUUGCUACGAUGACUGAAUAUUUAUCUGAUUAUAUUAUACUAUCAACCGCUUAUUUAUUAUCGAUAGUGUAUAUAUUGAAAACCAAUGAUAUAUUAUAUGAAAAAUAUGAGAAAAAAGACGAUUAUAUACAAAGAACAAAAAAUUUAAAAACAACACUUCAUGUUGAUUUUCAACCUGUAACAUUUGAUAAUCUUUUAAUCAAACUAUCAAAUGGUCAUAAUAUAAAGUCAGAAAAUUAUUUUACUGCGUUAGAUAGUCUUGAUAGUGCAUAUAACGAUUACAUAGAUAGAGCAAAAGUGCUAUUCACUUAG